This is a messenger RNA of Linepithema humile (Argentine ant), 4751 nucleotides long. RefSeq lists its product as uncharacterized. The record is from RefSeq and is a predicted model, not a curated record. NCBI's taxonomy places the organism in Eukaryota, Metazoa, Arthropoda, Insecta, Hymenoptera, Formicidae.
CUGACGUAUAUACGGUUGUCGCAGGUUCUCCCGAGAUUCUUGUCGCGUGCAGUGAGUCCUGUUGCUCGCCCGCCGAUUGUCGGUCUCCUUUUCAUCGCGAUUCAUUUAUCGCCAAAUAUCGACCGUGAGGUAUCGGCGAGGUUGUCGCGCUCGUUUUUCAUUUUUUUCGUUCUACGUUUUUUUUUUAUUUAUUUUUUUUCCACCGUCGUCGGAAAAAAACUGUGCUCUAAAUUCGCGAAAUCGCGAAAGGACUUUUAAUUCACCGUGAGGGACGAUUUCGCAGCAAUAAGCGAGGAAAGAUAGAGUUUGUUGUGUGGAAGAAUUCGGAUAUCAUAAAAACACUAUAUACUAUUCUCAUUUCGAAAAAGAGUUCUUGAAGUCUUUAGAUUUUGCUGAAAUCUCGAAUACAAUUUCCAGUAGAUUUUCGACGAAUUUAAGUAUGCCACUUCGCGCGAGAAUGCAGAUCUGAUUGCCGAAUGUGAUAAUCGCUGCAUGAUUUUGUUUUGGCAGACUUCACUUAUCACAGGAUGUACGUCGAUAGAUCUUAAUCAAUUAUUUAUCAUUAUUUUGAAAUUCCAUUGUAGAUUGUUUUAAUAUACGUUGUAAAUUAUCGAGCCUUUUCGCAUUAUAAAAGUUUGCCGAUCGAAGCGCUCAAUUUCCGAAGUUCCGAAAGUGGAUCAGGAAUCGAUCAAUCAUGCUGCAUCGCGGGAAGAUGCGCAUUGUUUUCUUGACGAGUCCAGGCUGCUCACGCGGUGCACACAUUGCCGUGCUACUUUGAGACCAGUCAUACCUGUAAUUUCACAUCCACCACGUGGUUGAUCGCAAUCUCGUAAACAUACUUAUUGCACUGGCGAUCUAGGAAAAUAUUUCCUAGAUAUUGUUAGAUCUGGCCGAAGUAAGCCCGCCAAAACGAAAACGACAUAAUUCGUCACUUCAAUCUUAGUAUGUAAAAAUAUUCUAAUCAAUUGCAAUUUUAUUGCCGCGAAUAAAUUCAAGAUUAUGUUCGCACACUUAUAUACCCGAAAUCUAAAUUGCUAUCAGAUGGAUCUUAAAAUUUGAUUUACAAUGGUUUUUUUAUACUUUGAUAUUUUUCCGAAUCUUUCUAUUUGUCGUUAAUUAUUUUUGUCGAUAUAAAUUGUGUUGACACACGACAGAGGCCAAAAUUUAUUUUUACAAUAGGAAUCGUAGAUUUUUGAGGGAAAAUUCGAUUCUUGAAAACUAUAUUUCAAGCUAUUCAUUAGCCAGUCGAUUUAAUGCUAAUGUCUUCGGAUUUAUGAACCUUUUAAUGAUACUGACGACAGUAAAAUAAUUCACGAUGACACGUUUUCUUCCAUACAACGAAUGACAAGAGAGUCGAAUUUAUUAAUCGAAAUGAUUAUUCGCAAUGAUUCAGGACGUGAUUUGCAAUGCGGAACAAUUUCCGGGAGACAAAUAUCAACAUAUUGAGUUGAGGUAUUAAUGAGACGAGUUUCUCUCGACUCGUUUCUGAAAAAGAAAAAACGAUACUCGAGGAACAUUGUGCGAGAAAUAAUGGAAAAGGUGUUUCUGAUCACAGAAAAGAUUGUAAAGAAGUGUUUAUGCAGAAGUAGCCUUCGGAAAAAAUACAAUUAAUUAAGGAAAUGUCUACGGCGAAAUAAUUCAGUAUAAAAGAAACCGUUGUCAGUGAAUGAUAUUUAUUUUAAAGGAACAACAUGUAUGUUCUCUAAAGACUUGUUUUGAAGGAAUAUUUUUCAUAACGAGGUUCUUCACAAGCGCUGGUAGAUGAGAAUGACACUUGAAGAGGUGUUGGCGCGAGCGCCGCGAGGCGUCGCGACGCAGGGUCGAAUUAAGCAUCGCGACUUCGGCUUUACGUAAUGUCAAUCUACUGUUGCUGCUGCUGCUGCUGCUGCUGCUACCAACACCGUCGGGUGGGAUUCAUCAAGGUCACGGGCUGCGGAAAACGUACUGCAAGCCCGUAACGAGACGUCGUCGUCGUAACCGCCGCAGCCACCGCUGAUUCUACUAGUCUAGUGAAAAGCGCCAGUAGCAAAGCGUUCCGUUGCUCAACGGGCGCAAGACUUGGAAGAGAUCGAGCAAGGUAAAAAAUUACUUGAAUUUGGUGGAUUGAAUAUGAAAGAGUGCGGUAGGAAGAAGUAAAAUAUACGAGAAUCGAGAGAAUACGGAAAGUUGCAAGUCGGAAAUAUAUGGGAUAAUCCGAAAUAUUCAAACGUGAAUAUUUUUGCGAUAUCAACUGAUGCAACUGAAUUGCAUCGUGAACGAAAAGAAAGAAAAUACUCUCAAGAGAAAAAAUGAUUUAAAAAACUCAAGAAGCAGCUCGAAGGGAAAAGGAAUAAACAUAUCCUGAGAGAAGGUUCGGAAGAAAAUACUCAGAAGGAUAUCGAAAAAGCAAGCAAGGUUGAAAAAGAUAUCGUCGGACAUUUUCAAAGAAAAUAUUUCAACUUCAAGGCUCGAACCUUUCCUGUCGAGAUAUCAUCAGACACCUCGUUAGAGGUAUCUCAUCAGAGUUUCUGGAUCAACAAUCACGUCUGAGCAGCCUUCGGAGAAGCGAAGAAGGAUAUCCGCGAGGAAGCGCACGUCUAUAAUUUUGUAUAACCGCGCGUGACUUUUGCUCUCGUUGUUUUCUUUAUUCAUGAAAGUGUUCGGCGUUGUAUUUCUUUCCUCGGCUCGGUCGUUCGAAUUAUUCGCGGAUCGAGUAUCCUGCCGUCGGAGUAGACACAUCUGGGCUCGUAGAUUGUCUCAGGUUCUCCCGACGGCAAAGGACACCGGAUGCUGGACGUCGCGGCGUUCCGUCGUCCGACUUCCCAUUCUUAGAUGCAAACGAUGAGUGUCAAAAUCGUUGUGAGCGUCACCGAGUUAACAAAUAUGGACGCCAAGGACCGCUAUAUCGUCGAAGGCAUCGAUCAACUUGUGAACAACUCCGCUGCUGCGUAUCGUGCCGCACUUUCCACAGCCACUGAAGAUGUGGGAGAUGGACCCCAAGGACACGAAAACGAUACCGAUCCACCCAGCGGCGGUGUUUACAUCAUAUGCGGAGUGCUGAUCGCUAUGGUGGUGGUCGGCGUCAUCAUCGUCCUCCUCGCCGUAACGAUCAGCAAGCUGCGGAAGCGCGAGGAGCAUCAUUCGAGCACGGUGCACCCGGAGACGACGGUAGUGCAGACGGCGACGUCGCCUGCGACGGUCGGGAUGUCGUCGCCGACGCAUCCCAGCGAUUGUUGCACGCAGAUAUCGACGACCACCUUGUCGACCGACGUCGGCGGUAACAACAUUUGCGAUGAGCAGCACAUCUAUGCCGUGACGACGACGACAACGACGACGACGACGACGAUGAUGACGCCAACCGCCAAUCCCGUCGAAUCGUUCACGUGGCAAUUUCCACCCCCGUACCCGCCCCGCCACAUGCUUCCGGCGCAGUACGCGUUGUACAACGAUCAGGAUACCCUUGUACACGGUUUGCCGUCGGAUCGGUCUGGGUUCGCGAAAGGCUUCCGCAAGAACCUCGGUGGACGCUGGCGUCGGCUGGUGAAGCGAAAAGCCGAGUCGGACACUUGUGCCAUUCCUCCCGAAUUGAAGGAUCAGCUGAAAUCCAUCUAUGUUUAUUGACGGCCGCAAGUCUGUUCUGAGAGCGGAGUGUCGAAGCCCGAAAAGGGGAUCACCGAAAGAAUCAUCGAUCAAAGGCACAAGGGGGAUCGAUAAAAAGCAAACAGAGGCUCUAGUCGAGAAGUCGCAAUGACAAUAGCGUAGAAAUGGUUGCGAAAAAGGUGCGGCAAAAUUUGGGCGAAGUCUUGGAAAGGAAGUUUUUGCGGGGGGGAGGGAAGGAAAACGGCGCGUGCAAGUUCGGUGGGCGAUUCGGCGACAACCGACAUAUCAGAAAGUGCCUGAAGAGGAUGCAACCAAGUGCCUUCUUUUAUUCCACGAGCGUCUGUCUCAUGAGACUGAUACCGCGAGAGAGAAAAAAAAAAAAAAAUCGCGACACAUGGAUGCGACAAAACGAGUUACCUCGUAGCUUUUUUGCGUUGUACGUUUUUCUGCGCGAUUAGUUUAGCUGGCAGAUAGCCGUACUUGAGGUAGUUUUAGUAUUAGCGCGUCGAUUGGAGCAGAUACGAGCAGCGUGUGCGAUUUUGUCCGGGCGCAUUCCGGGACUUGGAAAAUCUUCGAUUCACGUUUGAUUCGCGCCGAUCGAAGCCUUGAUUCGCACAGGACGAAUCACAGGUCGCGGUCUCGCAGAGAAAUUUGGAAAAAAAAGAAAAAAAAAACUUUUAGUAUUAUUUAUUAAGAACAGAAUAGCUUAUACAUUUUCCUAUUCAAGUGCAAACUAGUCGUAUAAUGGAUGGGGGAAGACUUGCGAUUGUUGUAUGUGCCGCGUGCGUUGCUAUCGCUUCUUCCGACGAAACAACACGAGUAAACCAACCACAAUCCGUUCUUUAUUCAAUUAUAUAAUUAUAUAUAUAUGUAUAAAGCGUUCAGAACAAAUGUGAAUCAAGUGUCCGCUUUGCAUCCCCGAUACGAUUUCACGAUUAUUUAAAGCGAAUUUUAAGAACAGUAGACGAGAAGUCGAUUUUAUUUGGUUUGAUGCUACAUUAUUGAUAUUUAAAAAAAAAUCUUUUUUUUUUUUUUUUUUUCCCUUGAAUAAAUAACUCAAUCUAUCUUGCACGAACAAAGCCGAUCGCCCGCUUGCUCGCUCUUUUAAUUGAUUUUUGUGGCCAUCGAUGUAAAAAACCUUUAUAAAUAAAAUGUAGCGAUCUUGGACCAAG